UUUACGUCGCCAUAGAAACCUGCCAUAGCAACAUGCCAGGAUUUUAUACAUGUCUACAGAUUUACCUGCGCUUUAUUCAGCUGAACUAUGGGCAACAUGUACCGAGGACUUACUAAAACCAAGAAGAUCCCUGAUUGCAGCGUUUCAUCUUCAAUACCAACAAAAUACCAAACUGUGGUGAUAAAAAAUCAAGAAAAGAAAGGGUUUUCAUCUCAAGCAAAGAGAUUCCCAUCACAAGUCUGUCUGAAUGAAAACCCAGGACCAGGCAGCUAUGUUUGUGUGUCCAGCACUGAGGUUCAAAGUCCCUCUUUCUCAAAGAAAGGCACCACAGGCUUUGUUGCAUCCAAGGCUGCCAGAGCUUCCAGUGUCCCACAGAGAGGCAUACCAGGACCAAAUGCAUACAACCUGCCGGGCGGCUUUCUGAACAAAUACGACUUUAAUAUCGGAGUCUCCAGAGUGUUCAGAUUGCCUGUGGCUGUGCAGCUGGAUGGUCCGAAGCACAAAACUCCAGCCCCAAAUCAGUAUGAUGUCCAUUAUGGUAGUGCAGAGAGAAAGUUCGCGAUGGCCGGUACAUCAUCUUUCCUGUCAAAAACUGGACGCGACUCUUUUUGCUUAAACCAAAAUGUGCCAUCACCAUGCCACUAUGAAGUGAACAGCAACUUACUCCACAAUGGCCCCAAGGCAGUCAUGUCCCCCUUCAAAUCAAAAACUCAGAGAAACCCCCCUCAACUGGAUAAAGGUGUGCCAGGUCCAGGAGCCUACAGUCCACAUCAGACCCCUGCACCUGUGAAGAAAACCAUCCUCCCGAGGAGAUAUUAUCUGGCAAUAUCAGCGCCUCCUCUCAUUGUUCCUAAGGACCCUCCGUUGCCAGGCCCUGGGCAGUAUAACCUCAGGAAUUAUGACGGUCUGCCCAAACAUCCCGUGCCUACUGCUGCGUUUGCAUCCAGGACUGAAAGGAUACCCCAAGACUCACGGGCCAAUAUGAGGCCAGGCCCAGGUUUCUAUAAUCCACAGAUUCCGUCAAAGCAGUCCUUCUUUUACAACGACUCCAGGGUCUGGAUUCCUGUAUAAAGCUUUCGAGGAAAACUGCACAGCAAAUAUGUAAAUACAUCGGACACGUAAACUGUGAUUGUCUGUAAAAUGCUUCUAUACGAGGCCUGUGUCUGUGUUUAAAUGUGCAUGGGUUCAAAUAUGUCUGCCAUUCUUUUAAAUCAUAAAAAUGACAUGUUUGCAACUA
Thunnus maccoyii (southern bluefin tuna) is the source of this 1237-nucleotide messenger RNA. It is a transcript of the gene stpg1, whose product is annotated as sperm-tail PG-rich repeat containing 1. Gene Ontology annotation, molecular function: histone binding; chromatin binding. The record is from RefSeq and is a predicted model, not a curated record. Gene Ontology annotation, biological process: epigenetic programing of male pronucleus. The transcript has 8 exons. Bases 88 to 1071 code for a protein of 327 amino acids. Gene Ontology annotation, cellular component: male pronucleus; germinal vesicle; female pronucleus. NCBI's taxonomy places the organism in Eukaryota, Metazoa, Chordata, Actinopteri, Scombriformes, Scombridae.